AUGGCGAAUCCUAGAAACCCUAGCUUCUUGCUCCUUCUGAUCUUCCUUCUUGAUCGAUUUGGGUUAGAUAUUGAGGUUUUAUCGAUCCUUCUGAGUAAGUUCUUGCCUAUUUUGAUCGUUUUUUACGUUGCAUGUUCUGUCAUCUCAAGUGUUAUGGCAUCCAAACCUCCGGAUAGUUUUGAUAAUCCGAUAAACCCUAGAAUAAAUCGAGAUAGUGGCUUGGAGGAUUUAGGGUUUCAAUCUUUUUCUGAAAGAUUGCAUGGGGAUGUAUUUAUACGGCAGCCGGCUAAUAGUCAAAACCCUAGUCUUGGCAAGGGUUUGUUUGAGGGGAGGCCGAUAAAUAUAGAGGGCAAUCGGGUGUUGCCUAGAAGAGGUGUUGGUCAGCAGGCAUCUUCUGGUCAGAAACCGAUUAACAUAAUCGAUGAACUAGAAAAAAUUACUGAGCCAGUCGUUCUUGAGAAAUAUGAUGUGGAGGCAGGUAAUUCGGGUAGUGGCAAUGGCAUGAAAGGGCAGACUUAUGCGGAGAAGCUGGCAACGGUCAAACCAGUUCAAAAGAUUAACUUCAGAUUCCUGGAAAAUAACAAAGCCGAUGAGGAUGUUGACGCUGAUGUUACGAUCCCAAUCACCUCGGUUAAACAGGUUCAAGAUCGUUUUACUAAUGUGCUUUUUGGUUAUUUUCUGGGGAAAAGACUAGCGUUCCCGGUUGUGGAAUAUUUUGUUAGCCAAAGAUGGGGGAAAUAUGGUAUGCAAAAGUGUAUGAUGAAUGGAAAAGGCUUUUUCUUUUUUAAAUUCAAGUCUAAGGAUGGUAUGGAGCAAGUUUUGCAAGAUGGUCCAUGGCUUAUCAGGAACAUCCCGCUAUUUUUGAAACAAUGGUCUCCGAAUACGGAAUUGAAGAAAGAAGAGCUAAAAAAGGUUCCAGUUUGGGUUAAAAUGCAUGAUGUUCCAUUGGCGGCUUAUACUGAGGAUGGUCUAAGUCUGAUUGCUUCGAAGGUGGGAACUCCUAAAAUGUUGGAUAAUGAGACAACUAAAAUGUGUUUAGACUCGUGGGGCAGAAGUGGAUACGCUAGAGCGAUAGUUGAACUGGAUGCGGAUAAGGAUUUGAUAGAAAACGUUACUGUAGCAAUUCCAAAUGUAGAAGAGGGUGGGUACCUCAAGAGUAGCAUCCAUUUGGAGUAUGAAUGGAAACCACCACAGUGUAAAACUUGCAAGGUGUUUGGCCAUGGAAUGCAUGAAUGUCCUUUACAACCUGCCGAUGAUAAGGGUCCGAAUACUAAAGAUAAGGUGGAUGACCAGGGAUUUAAAAGUGGUAACAACAGGAAGAAAAAUAAGAACCAGCAGUUUAAUGUGAAGGAAAAACAACGACUUAUCUACCGACCAAAGAACAUGAACUCAGCAAACUCGGGGGUACCUAAAGACACGAAUGCUUCAAAACCGAGUUUCUCAGAAGGUACGAUUGGUUCUAAGGGUCCGAGUAUUCGAACUUCUAACACUUUUGAUGCGUUAAAUAAUAUGGAUGAUGAAUACGGAGCUGAGAUGGAUGAGGUGCAAGCACACCUGCUCAAGAGGUUAUUAAUGGAUAGUAUAGCAGCUUGGAAUGUUAGGGGUUUGAACCAUCCCCUUAAACAAAAAGAGGUUCAGAAGUUUGUAAAGGGUAAUAACUUACAAGUGAUUGCUAUUCUGGAGUCGCAUGUUCAGGUGGAGAAUCUUGAUGGGGUGUGUAAGAAGGUGUUUCGGAAUUGGGAUUGGACAUCAAAUGGUAGAUUGUGUAACAAAGGUACGCGAAUUAUUCUAGGAUGGAAUGUGGAUAAUGUGGACGUAUUGGUGGUGCACGCUACAAACCAAGUCAUUCAUGUUCAAGUCUAUUUUAAAAGUGAUAAAACUAUGAUAAAUGUGUCUUUUGUUUACGCUAGUAACAGUGAUCAGGAGAGGAAACAGCUUUGGGAUUCGAUGAGAAUGCACAAGAGAGUAGUUCAGUCUAGUCCGUGGAUCAUCAUGGGGGACUUUAACGUGGCCCUUAAUCUGGAUGAUAAGUGCAUGGGAUCGUCGGAUGUAAAUGCAGCUAUGAGAGAGUUCAAUGAAUGUGUGAACUACGUUGAGGUGUUUGACGUUAGAGCUCAUGGGAUGCACUACACGUGGAAUCAACGGCCAAAAAAAGGUAUUGGAAUUCGAAAGAAGUUAGACCGAAUCAUGGCAAAUGUGAGUUUUGUUGAUAAGUUUGUGGAUGCAUAUGCCAUGUUCCUUCCGAAUGGUAUUUCGGAUCAUUGUCCGGGGUUGUUGAAAAUUCAAAUGGCCAAACAGAAUAAGCCAAAGCCGCUCAAGUUUACUAAUCUCUUGACACAUAAAAGCGAGUUUUUGGAUGUGGUAGCAAGUGGCUGGAAUAUGGAGGUUCUUGGGGUUCCAAUGUUUCGUGUUGUCAAGAAAUUAAAAGGGCUCAAACAUCCGUUACGAGUUUUACUGAGGAAACAAGGUAAUUUGCACAAAAAAGUAGCUGAUUUAAAGUCAGAAUUGGAAAAUUUGCAAGGUAGGUUGGAUGCGGAUCCAUUCAAUGUGGAUCUUAAAGAAGCUGAAUCAGUGUGUGUAAUGAAAUACAAGGAGGCUACGAUAGAUGAGGAGAGAUUUUUGAAACAAAAAGCUAAGCAAAAGUGGCUUGAAGCUGGGGACUCAAAUACCGCUUUUUUCCAUAACGUAGUGAAAUGUCGCAACCAUAUCAAUAAGAUUAAUUUCAUAAAAGAUACGGCUGGAAAUAGUUAUGAUGGGGACGAGGUUUCUAUGGCAUUGGUUAAUCAUUUCCGAGAUUUUUUGGGCGCAGAAGGGGGUAUGGCUACCCGAGUAAAUCAGGAUUGCUUCUCGGUCACUUUGAAUCCUAUCGUGGCAGAAUCCAUGUGUAGACCAAUUGUUACAGAAGAAGUGAAAGCUGCUAUUUUUUCUAUCAACGAGAACAAGGCUCCGGGCCCCGAUGGUUUUACGUCGGAAUUCUUUAGAAAAUCUUGGUCGAUUGUUGGAGGUGAUGUUACGGCUGCUAUCAUUGAUUUCUUUCAAUCUGGUAGGUUGCUUCAGGAGAUCAAUCACACGUUUUUAGCUCUAAUUCCAAAAGUCUCUACUCCCGGAAUAGUUACUGACUAUAGACCUAUCUCGUGCUGCAAUGUGAUUUAUAAAGGAAUUAGCAAGAUUAUUACGAAUAGAAUUCUUGAAGGCUUAAAGGAUCUUAUAAGUGAAAAUCAGUCAGCUUUUGUUCCAGGUAGGAGGAUUUCAGACAAUAUAAUGUUGACCCAAGAGCUUAUGUAUAAUUAUCAUCGGCAAAGGGGUCCCCCGAGAUGUGCUAUGAAAGUUGAUAUUCAGAAAGCGUACGACACUGUGGAUUGGAGAUUUUUACGAGAUGUUUUGCAUGGGUUUGGUUUUCGGCCAAGGUUUAUAUCGUGGAUUAUGGAGUGUAUUACUUCAACGUCUUUCUCCGUGAGUGUAAACGGUAAUGUUUAUGGAUACUUCAAAGGCAAACGAGGCUUACGACAAGGAGAUCCUAUGUCUCCGUACCUGUUUACAAUGGUUAUGGAAGUCCUAACGAUGAUAUUAAACAAAAAUGCUCAGCUUGACCCGUCGUUUCGGUUCCACACCAAAUGUGAGAAACAAAUGAUAAUUAACAUGUGUUUUGCAGAUGAUCUCAUUUUAUUUGCUAGAGGGGAUGUCGCCUCGGUAAAGCUUAUUAUGCGUUCCUUGAAGCAGUUUGAAGAGUGCUCGGGUCUUGUGCCUAGUAAUGCGAAAAGUACCAUAUUUUUUUGCAAUGUGCCAGAUUCGACCAAGACUAGAAUAGCUGAAGUGGUUCCUUUUGAGGAGGGGAAACUUCCUAUUAAAUACUUGGGUGUGCCUUUGAUUGCGUCACGUUUGUUACGAAAGGAUUGCAAAGUUUUGGUGGAGCGUGUGGAUAAACGAAUCAAUGACUGGAAGAACCGUUUUCUUUCGUUUGCUGGUAAGCUUCAACUGGUGGUUUCUGUGCUUUCUUCGAUACAUGUAUAUUGGGCGUCGGUCUUUAUUCUGCCAGUUAGUAUUAUAAAACAGUUGGAGAACAAAAUGAAAGAGUUUUUAUGGGGUAAUGGUUCGGGUUCAAAGGGUAGAGCUAAAGUGGCAUGGAAGGAGGUGUGUCUUCCAAAGAUGGAAGGUGGGUUGGGCAUAAGGCGGAUAUCGGAUGUCAAUAAAUCUCUGAUGGCGUAUCAUAUUUACAGCAUUCUUUCGGGUAGGAAGUCGUUGUGGACUACCUGGAUAGAGUUGUAUAGGCUGCGCGGCCGGAGUAUAUGGGACAUACCGGUUCAAGUUAAUUCUCCUUGGGGCUGGAAACGUCUUAUGAAAUGUAAAGAUAUUUUUCGUGAGCAUUUAUGGACGAAGAUUGGUAAUGGUCAUAGCACAUCGCUUUGGUUUGAUAAAUGGACGUCCGAGUGCCCGUUGCAAUAUAUAGUGACUCCUCGUCAGAUGGCUCGAUAUGGUUUUAAUAUCAAAUCUAAAGUGGUUGAGGCGAUUAGUGACGGCCAGUGGCUUUGGCCGGAAGCUUGGAGAAGCGUCUACCCGAUCCUAUUUCAGCUCCAACCUCUUAACUUGGCGGAUACAAAGGAUAGAGUUUUAUGGAUGAAUUCGGAUAACAAGCUGGUUCCGUUCUCAUCUAGGGAGGUUUGGGAUUCUAUUCGAUGGCGUGAUCAGCAAACAUCAUGGGCGAAGGUUGUUUGGUCCGCUUUCAAUAUUCCAAAACAUGCGUUCCUUUGCUGGCUUAUUUACAAGAAGAAGCUAUGGACACAAGACCGGAUUCUUCGUUGGAACCAUACGGUAACAGGUUCGAUGAAUCUCAUGUGCUGUUUAUUAUGUUAUUCAGGGUUAGAGAACCAUGAGCACCUUUUCUUUGAGUGCCCUUACUCGAAGAUGGUAUGGCGUAAAGUGAGGAAAAAAACCCGAAUGGAUACGGUUCGAGAAACAUGGGAUGACAUCACUUCGAAGCUUGUAGCUGCGGCAAACUCGAGAUCGGUUUAUGCUGUGGCUAGUAGAUUAGUGGUGGCAGCUUCAGCUUAUGCUAUUUGGAGGGAAAGAAACUCGAAACUCUUCAAAAACAAGCUGAGACCCCCGGAGCAACUUGCUGAUGAUAUUAUCGACACUGUCAGAUUAAAGUUAACUUCUUUCAAAUACAAGCGGAAUGUGAAUGUCAAGCGGUUCUUGGAAGAAUGGAUGAUGGAUAAGGAAGAAUUCUUGGAUGAAGAGUGA
This is a messenger RNA of Helianthus annuus (common sunflower), 5238 nucleotides long. RefSeq lists its product as uncharacterized. The record is from RefSeq and is a predicted model, not a curated record. The coding region runs from base 1 to 5238 and encodes 1745 amino acids. Lineage: Eukaryota; Viridiplantae; Streptophyta; Magnoliopsida; Asterales; Asteraceae. The transcript is spliced from 3 exons. Gene Ontology annotation, molecular function: catalytic activity.